Molecule: messenger RNA, 3165 nt
Organism: Colletotrichum orchidophilum
Lineage: Eukaryota; Fungi; Ascomycota; Sordariomycetes; Glomerellales; Glomerellaceae
Product: thioester reductase domain-containing protein
Exons: 1
Coding region: 1-3165 (1054 amino acids)
Molecular function (GO): phosphopantetheine binding
Source: RefSeq, a predicted model, not a curated record
AUGGCACAGCCCCAGUACGGAAAACGCUUGAUUCCCCAUGUUCUCGACGAGGUCGCAAAGUCAGAACCCAACAGAGAAUUUAUCUCCGUCCCCCGAUCCUCCAACCCCCAAGAUGGCUGGAGGCCCAUCUCCUACAAGCAAAUCGCAAACGCCGUGAACCGGAUAGCCCACAGAAUCACCGACAAGAGCGGAAAACCCGAACCCGGGAGUUUCCCGACGGUCGCAUACAUCGGCCCCAACGAUGCCCGCUACACGAUCAUCACGAUCGCCUGUAUCAAGGCCGGAUACAAGGCGCUCCUCAUCUCCCCCAGAAACUCCUUUGAAGGCCAGAUUAACCUCUUUGAGAAGACGGACUGCCAUACCAUCUGCUUCGACACGUCCUUCAAGGACGUCAUCCAGCCCCUACUGGAAGAACACCAGAUGGAAGCCAUCAUGGUCAGCUCGGCAGACGCCUGGCUCUCGGAUGAGGAGGUCCCCCAUUUCCCUUACGACAAGACCUACGAGGAGGCCCAGAACGACCCCGUCGUCGUCCUACACACAAGUGGCAGUACGGGCCUGCCCAAGCCCAUCGUCGCCCGCGUCGCCAUGGUCGCUGUCGGCGACGCCUUCCACGACUUGCCCGACUUCAUGGGCUCCGAGAACUGCAUAAAGUCCAUCAUGCAGGGCAGCCGCCUCUUCCUGCCGAUGCCCCUCUUCCACGCCGCCGGCUGCUACAUGUCCAUCUUUGCCACAAUCUACUGGGGGCGGGCCGUCGCGCUGGGCUUCACGGACCGGCCCCUGACGCCGCAGACCCUCAUCGACGCCGCCAAGUACGCAAAUAUCGACAACGUCAUCCUCCCCCCCGCCAUCCUCGAGGAGUUGAGCCAUAUACCCGAGGGCGUGGAGGCGCUCAAAAAGUUCAAGCGCGUCAACUUUGGCGGCGGCAACCUCGCCCGCGACGCCGGCGACAAGCUCGCCAAGGAGGGCGUCCCCGUCUCGAGCGUCAUCGCCUUUACCGAGGCCGCGCCCCUGCCGUACUACUUCCAAAAGAACCUCGAACUGUGGCAGUGGUUCAUUGUCGACUCGGACCGGCUCGGCGUCGACUGGCGCCAGGCCAGCGGCGAGGACUCGGACGUUUACGAGCAGGUCAUUGUCCGCAAGGACAAGGCGGACCCCCUCCAGGGCAUCUUCUACACCUUCCCCGACGUCAACGAGUACAACACAAAGGACCUGUACCGCAAGCACCCGACCCUUCCCAACCACUGGAUGUACUACGGCCGCUCCGACAACAUCAUCGUCUUCUCCAAUGGCGAGAAGCUCAACCCCGUCACCAUUGAGGAGAUUGUCACCGGUCACCCCAGGGUCAAGGGCGCCGUCGUCGCGGGAGCCAUGCGCUUCCAGCCCCUGCUCAUCCUCGAGCCCUCGGAACCACUCACCUCCGAGGACGACAUUGAAAAGUUCAUUGACGACGUCUGGCCCAUGGUCGUCAAGGCGAACAAGGAGACCGUCGCCCACGGCCAGAUCGGCCGCGCCUUCAUCGGCAUCACAAACCCGGAGAAGCCCUUCCCCCGCGCCGGCAAGGGCACCAUCCAGCGCCCCAUGGCCCUCAAGCUGUACAAGGACGAGCUCGACGCGUGGUACAACAAGGCCGAGGACGGCGCCGACUCGCUCUCCGUCCACAUUGACGUCUCCUCCCAGCAAGGCCUGAUCGACUCCAUCGAGAAGCUCUUCCAGCAGACCCUCGGCAGCAGGGCCCUCUCCGCCGACUCGGACUUUUUCAGCGCGGGCAUCGACUCCAUGCAGGUCAUCAACGCCUCCCGCCUCCUCCGCAAGGGCCUCGAGGCCGCCGACGCAAACAUCACCGCCGACGCCAUCGCUACCCGCGUCAUCUACGCUCAUCCCACCCCGCGCCAGCUGGCCGCCUACCUGAUGGACCGCAUCAGCAACAAGAAGACGACCAACACCAUGGAGAGCAACGGCGACCGCGGCGUCAACCACGACAUCCAGGCCAUGGAGGCCCAGCUGCAAAAGUACACCCGCGACCUCCCCAAGAGCCCCGGCAACAAGCCCGCCCCCAACGACCAGGGCCAGACCAUCCUCAUCACCGGCACCACCGGCGCCCUGGGCUCCUACCUCCUCGACUUCAUGGAGCACAACCCGGCCGUCGCAAAGGUCGUCUGCCUCAACCGCAGCGAGGACAGCGGCAAGCGCCAGGUCAAAAUGUCCGCCGAGCGAGGCCUCGCCACCACGUGGAAAAAGGCCGAAUUCCACAGCGUCGACAUGGCCAAGAGCAACCUGGGCCUCGCACCGGACGUCUACGACCGGCUCCUCGGCGAGGCCGACCGCAUCAUCCACAACGCCUGGCCCGUCAACUUCAACCUCUCGGUCGAGACCUUUGAGCCGCACAUCCGCGGCGUCCGCCACUGGGUUGACUUCUCCCUCCGCGCGGCCAAGAACGUGCCCGUCAUCUUCGUGAGCUCCAUCGGCACCGUCGACGCCUGGCAGGGCCCCGAACCGGUCCCGGAGAAGAGACUCAUGGACCUCACCCUGCCGAGCACGGGCUACGGACGCUCCAAGCUGGUCAGCUCCCUCAUCCUCGACGAAGCGGCGCUGCGCUCCGGCGUGCCCACCGCCGUCGUCCGCGUCGGCCAGGUCGCGGGCCCGCAGUCCGAGGCCGGCGUCUGGAACCGCCAGGAGUGGCUCCCCACCAUCAUCGCGAGCUCCAAAUACCUCGGCGUGCUGCCCCGCGACCUCGGCGCCAUGGCGACAGUCAACUGGACGCCCAUCGAGGGCAUCGCCAAGCUCAUCCUCGAGGUGUCGGGCGUGGCCGCGCCCGUGCCCCUGGACAAGAUCAACGGCUACUUCCACGGCGUGAACCCGCGCACCGUACCCUGGGCGCCGCUGGCCGAGGCCGUGCGUGGAUUCUACGGCGACGACGUGAUUAAGAAACUCGUCUCGUUCAAGGAGUGGGUCGAGAUUCUGGAGAAGAGCGCGGCGUCUACGGAGGACAUGGACAAGAAUCCCGGUAUCAAGCUGUUGGAUUUCUACCAGGGCCUGGCCAUGGGCGAGGGACAGGGUGUGGAGUUUGCCAUGGAGCGCACGACCAAGAGCAGCAAGACGAUGAAGGAGAUGCAGGCUCUGACGCCUGAAUUGAUGCAAAACUGGUGCAGGCAAUGGGCGUUCUAA